GAAGUGGCGGUUGAUCUGGGUCCGCACCUUUUCCGGUAACACAGCACCGCCACCGCUGUGACUGAAAGGCUGGAGAGAGAGGGUGAGGAAGAGAGACAGAGAGCGGCAAGAGCGGGGAGAAACGGCCCGGGGACUGGGGGAUGAUCGCCGCAGACGUAGGGGGAAGAGAAGAAAGUCGGAUGAAUCAAUGACCUUUUGAGCGCUCUUGCUCUUGAUGUCCCGGAGCAGAAACGGACCGGAGAGCUCACAUUUUGGCGUGUUGUAAGAAGAAAAAACGCCGUGCUUUGAAAAUUCAUCGACUGGGAUUGGCUAAGGGCAAGUGUGGACAGCCGGUAGCCAAGGAGGAAGUGGGAACCCCGGGCUUGGACUGGGCCUGAUUUAUAUAGUAGGCUGUUUUUUUCUGUACCAAGUCCAGCUCCACUGAGAGUAACUGGAUUUUUUGAAGGAGAAAAAAAGAAAUGUGGAUUUUGAAGAAAGUCUGCGCUCAUCGGCUAGUUUGAAACAAGGGGAUGUCAUUUUUUCUUCUUACGUCGGAGGGCACUGGAUCAUAAAAAUAUAUCCCCACCCAAUUCUGCGAGGGCUACACACAUAUCUCUCCCACUGAAUGCUCAGAGUCACCCGCUCAGGUCAGAUCACCACAGUCCAGCUAAUAGUAGUAGUCUUUUUCUGUACAAACUUGAAAGUCACUGCCUUUCUGAAUAUUGACACUUGUGUCAGCCCACCGCUGCCAUCACGUGGAGGGCUCUCAGCACACACUGAAACUGUGACUUCUCAGUUGUAGUGAAAACAACUUAUUUCUCUCAAUAGAGAAAUCUUGUUUUUUUCUGCUCACAAAGUAUUUAUGCACAGCAAACAAGAUGGGGAAAAUGCUGUCAAAGAUCUUUGGCAACAAGGAGAUGAGAAUAUUGAUGCUUGGACUUGAUGCUGCUGGUAAAACUACCAUCUUGUACAAGCUGAAGCUGGGACAGUCAGUCACCACCAUCCCCACAGUCGGAUUCAACGUGGAGACCGUUACCUAUAAGAAUGUGAAGUUCAACGUCUGGGACGUGGGGGGCCAGGACAAGAUCAGACCGCUUUGGAGACAUUACUACACUGGCACCCAGGGCCUGAUUUUCGUGGUGGACUGUGCCGACAGGGACAGGAUCGACGAGGCGAGGCAGGAGCUCCACCGAAUCAUCAACGACCGGGAGAUGAAGGACACCAUCAUCCUGAUCUUCGCCAACAAACAAGACCUCCCAGAUGCCAUGAAACCCCACGAGAUCCAGGAGAAGCUAGGCCUGACCCGGAUCAGAGAUAGGAAUUGGUACGUUCAGCCCUCAUGUGCGACAACAGGGGAUGGACUAUACGAGGGCCUGACCUGGCUUACCUCAAAUUACAAAUCUUAAUGUUUCCUCCCCUUCACCAGCCUGGACACUUGGAGGCAAACAAAAAAAAGUAGCUGAGAAUGAAAACAGGAGUAAAAAAAAUGCAAUCUGAAGCAAUUAAUACCAGGACCUCUCUGCUGAGUAUAUAUGCAAGAGAGUAGCAAUUAUAUUUUGUUUUCUUUUGAUAAUGAUAACUUCACUAUAACCCCAGAUUUCAUUUAAACAAGAGACUAUUGUCUUUUUUGCCUGGCUUUCUUUUUUUCUUUUUCUUUUUGUAGUUUGCUUUGGUUCACCUUCUGUAUAAUCAAGUACUGUUUAAAUAUACAAUAUGCUUACUUAUGGGCUCUUGGGACAAAUUCUUUGGUUUUCUAACUUUUUCAUAAUUUCUCUCAGUAUUAGUAUCAUUUCUUUUAGGGGACUUUGAUACACACACUCAUAGUUUAGCCCCUGCUUGUUCUCUCGGCCCAUAUUCACAUGACCCAGCUACAUAUCCAAAGGAUGGGGAAGUCCAGAAACCAUCGCCUACGUCACCAUAAUUGUAAUUUGUAUGAAUGUGUAUUAUGGAUAUGUAAGGACCAAAAAAAAACAAAAAACAACUGUUUUCAUAAUUGAUUGUACUGGGAGGACUGAGGAAAACGUGUGAUCCUGUGCAGUGAUUACAUCCAUCACACCUACUGUGGCGGUUUGUUUGAAAGACACCAUGUUGGGUGCUGGAUAUUCACACACACACACACACACACACUGUGAUAUGGAUAUAUACUUUUGUUGUUUCAGGGUCUGAAUCUGUUACCACCAGUCGUAUUACUGCCUCUUUUUUUUCCCCAGAGCUUCCAUUACUGUUGGGUAUUUGUUUCAGCUGCCUUAGGUUACAGGUGCCCCAAAAUCAAGACAGUUAGUACGACAGAAGGUCUGCUUAACUGCUGAGUUUGCACUUUCGGGUGGGGAGGGGUGGGUUACCAACUAGCUGGCUUUUGAUUUUCUGUGAGUGACUUUUGGACCCUAGCAAGUACUUAUUCCCAACCCCCCCACCACCUCCAAUGUAGGUGCUUCAUUGACUGCAACCCUCCUCUUCUUCUUUUCUUUUUUUACCCAUCAUCAUCUGCCUGUACACUUUAAGGUCCUGCAGACACACACCAACUUUCUGUUCAUAGUUCAUAGAUAUUGCUCUGUUUUAUUUUUGUUGCCCUUUUUUCUUAUUUUGCUUCUAUGCUGAUGAAAUAAUAAAAAGAAUAUAUCCAGAUCA
Micropterus salmoides (largemouth bass) is the source of this 2607-nucleotide messenger RNA. It is a transcript of the gene arf6a, whose product is annotated as ADP-ribosylation factor 6a. Gene Ontology annotation, biological process: intracellular protein transport; vesicle-mediated transport. NCBI's taxonomy places the organism in Eukaryota, Metazoa, Chordata, Actinopteri, Centrarchiformes, Centrarchidae. Gene Ontology annotation, cellular component: cytoplasm. Bases 858 to 1385 code for a protein of 175 amino acids. The transcript has 2 exons. Gene Ontology annotation, molecular function: GTP binding; GTPase activity. The record is from RefSeq and is a predicted model, not a curated record.